UCUCCUGCUUUAUAGUAGAAAAGAAUUGCUUAUUUAUAGUGUCAUCUGUGUAUUCAAAUUUUGGCUUAGUUUUCACUCAUCUAUAUGCGUCGUGCCACCAACUUCUUAACUUCACUUGGAAUUCAUCGUCAAUGUGUGCCAACAAAGCUGAAUAUUGUUCUUUCCAUCAGAUGGGUUGGUGGGUUGGUUUUAGAUUUCUCAGGAAGAGAGAGUUGUGGGGUGUGUUGUAAUCAGGGCUCUGAAAAGGGGUUUUUGAGUGUUUCGUUAAUUAUCGAUCAGAACAUGUUAAUUUCGUGAGAGUUGGAGGUGGUGGCUUUGGUUUGAAGCCUUGUCGAGAGACUGUGGUUUAAUGGGGAAGCAGGGGUCUCCAAGAAGUCCUCGUCCUAAAUCUGUUGGUGCUGAUUUAUCAUUGGGGAUGAAAGAAUAUCAGGGUAGAUGCCCGGAAACUCUACCGGGAAGUGAUCCUUCUCUUGGGAGGAGAAUAUCAGGGGGAGAUUACAACUGGAACAGAAAUUUGCUGCUUCAUGGGUUGAAAAAUGAGCCAGCAAAAUUUGGGGCUUGUAAGGGAGUUUAUGUAGGGAAAAAGCAUACAUGGUUUCGUAAGCAUGUGAGGUCGGUUGUUUUUAUGUUUGGGCUGAUGGGUUUCCUUUUCCUGCUUGAUUCCCUUAUGGUCUCUAUUUUUGAUUCAAUGAAUCUUCAGGGCAGUUCCGCCCCAAUCAAAUCAAGUGGCCUAAAGGAGGAUAAGAGUUAUCCCAAUGAAGAAAAAUCACCUGUACUGAUGUAUGAUCGGCUUCUAAAUUUGGCUUCUAGUGCCCUUGCAGAGAAAGAAUUCAAGCAAGAUUCAUUGAAUUUCUGGGAAGAGCCAUAUCGGCAUGCAUCUGUAUGGAAACCCUGUGCAGAUAGAAAAAGUUCAAAAAUUAUAGGGAAGUCUGAAAAAAGUAAUGGCUUUAUGUUGGUCAGUGCAAAUGGUGGUCUCAAUCAACAGAGGGUUGCUAUUUGCAAUGCUGUUGCUGUGGCUUCUCUUCUUAAUGCUACUCUAGUUCUCCCCAAAUUUCUUUACAGCAAUGUGUGGAAGGAUCCUAGCCAGUUUGGUGAUAUUUAUCAAGAGGAUUAUUUCAUUAAUAUCAUGAAGGAUGAACUAGAAAUUGUAAAGGAGCUCCCUCCUCAUUUGGAGUCACUAGACAUGGAAGCAAUUGGCAGUCUAAUUACAGAUGCUGAUAUUCCGAAGGAGGCAAAACCCAUAGAAUAUGUCCAAAAAGUACUUCCUCUCUUAUUAAGGAAUGGUGUUGUCCACUUUCUUGGAUUUGGAAAUCGACUCGGCUUUGAUCCAUUGCCUUUUAAGCUUCAGAGGUUAAGAUGCAAAUGUAACUUUCAUGCUCUGAAGUUUGUGCCAAAAAUUCAACGAGUUGGUUCGUUAUUGGUUCAAAGGAUAAGAAAAUAUGAUGCUGCAAAGAGUAGGUUAGAUAAACAACUGCUUGGAAACUUCAUGUCCAACAUUCCCUUGAAAGAGAACCAUGCUGAAGGGGGCCCAUCCAAAUAUCUUGCUUUGCACUUGAGAUUUGAAGUGGAUAUGGUGGCAUACUCCCUAUGUGAAUUUGGAGGUGGAGAAAAUGAGCAAAAGGAACUUCAGGCCUACAGAGAAACUCAUUUUCCCCUGCUUAUUGAGCGCUUGAAGAAUGUGAAACCUGUUUCCCCUACACAACGGAGAAAGUUGGGGAAAUGUCCAUUGACACCAGAAGAAGCAGCACUAGUUCUUUCUGGUCUUGGUUUUAAGCGGGGAACUUACAUCUACCUGGCUGGGUCUCAUAUAUAUGGGGGACAGUCUAGAAUGCAUCCAUUCACUAACCUUUAUCCCAAUUUGGUCACGAAGGAGGAUCUCCUCUCACCCGGUGAACUCGAACCUUUUAGGAAUUUCUCUUCCCAGACAUGAACUUCCUGGUAUCAUGGAAUGGGAAUGAUCGCAAAGAAUACCAUUGUAUCAUGAUAGUUCAAAGCCAAAGGACAAUGCUUAAACUGUUCUUUCUUCAAAACUUAAGGCCAAUUCUCUAGACCCUGCUGCUGGAAUACAGCUCAGAAUCUUGGUUGUCAUUGUUUCAUCAGAUAAGAGUAUUUUCUUAGGUUAUCUCUUUCCCUCAACUCACGGGUACUAAAAGGAGAAUUGUUGUGGAUGCAGCUGGCAGCUCUGGACUUUAUUGCCUGUGCAACUGCUGAUGUGUUUGCCAUGACUGACUCUGGGAGCCAAUUAUCAUCCUUGGUGUCGGGGUUCCGAACGUACUAUGGUGGUGGACGUGCUCCCACCUUGAGGCCUAACAAAAAGAGGCUAGCAGCAAUUUUGAUGGAGAGUAGGACCAUAGAAUGGAAGAGUUUUGAAGAAAGAGUAAAAAAGAUGAUCGAGGAGGGUCAAAGGGUGCGGGUGAGGGGUUUUGGUCGAAGCAUUUAUCGACAGCCAAGGUGCCCCCAAUGCAUGUGCAAGUCCCACUUACAUUGACAACCUUUCCAAGGGUCCUUCAUCCUUUCAAUAUUCUUUCAUUCAUUGAUGAGAGACCAUGCCUGGCAUUAUGGUGGUGUGGAACCUCAAUCUCAACCUCAUUGUUGAUUGAAGGCAAGACCUGUUGGAUUGAUGUAUAUCACGGGAUAAUGGGGCUGUAUUAUUUUUAAUCUUAAAUCUUCCUCUAUGAUUCUUUUAUGAUUGUUUUUGACUCUGGUAAUAUAAUAAUUCAAAUUUCAUUACACAGAA
Messenger RNA from Vitis vinifera (wine grape), 2737 nucleotides. Its product is annotated as O-fucosyltransferase 8. NCBI's taxonomy places the organism in Eukaryota, Viridiplantae, Streptophyta, Magnoliopsida, Vitales, Vitaceae. The transcript is spliced from 10 exons. Bases 350 to 1930 code for a protein of 526 amino acids. The record is from RefSeq and is a predicted model, not a curated record.